AUGGCCCAACAAACUUUUCCAAUGGAAUCCUCUUCGCUGAAACAACACGCCAUGAAAGGCAUGACAAUGAAGCGCAACACAUCCGAGAGCACAAUGAGCAGCAGCAGCAGCAAUAACGUGAGGAAUCGUGCCACCAUGAUCCGUCAAAAGCACGCCAACUCCCAAGAACUCAAGACAAGGAUCCGAUCGUACCGUCGUGUUUCGAUUGAAUCGGACGACAAGGGACUCCACGAUGACGCCGAAGCCGUGCGAAAGUCUCUGCAAACUCUGGAGGAAGUCAUGAACGCCAUGAAUGCUCGUACUAGCUCCGGUUCCGGACUCCGCAAGGCCGUCUCGAUCGGUUCCAUGGCCGUGUUGCAUCAAAGUCAAAGCAGUAACAGCAUGCAGCAACAGCAAACUAGCAGCAGCAAAAGCAGUCGACCGCCGAGUCGAAGGAUCCAGUCGGUUCUUGCCGCCAAGCCAUUGGCUGCUCACACCAGACAAAAAUACAACAUGGACAAGUACAUGGAUACCGCGUCCAAACGCAACGCAACCUUUCCCAUCAAAAAGAAGAAGAACUCCAGCAGUGCAGCUCCACGUAGAACCAACAGCAAGUCCUCCGCCAUGGCCACCAUGUCCUCCCUGUUGUCCUUCACUUCCGCGUCCAAACAAAAAAACGCAGUCUUCCCCGUCAAGCCCACUAGAGCGGUUCCAAGGCGACAAAGAUCGGGAUCUGGGAUUCCCAAAGCUGCCUUCCAGCGCUCCAACAGCAACCGUGGCCUCGGAGUCUAA
This is a messenger RNA of Seminavis robusta, 771 nucleotides long. The record is from the annotation of a GenBank genome assembly. NCBI's taxonomy places the organism in Eukaryota, Bacillariophyta, Bacillariophyceae, Naviculales, Naviculaceae.